This is a messenger RNA of Xyrauchen texanus (razorback sucker), 5169 nucleotides long. Its product is annotated as genetic suppressor element 1-like. Lineage: Eukaryota; Metazoa; Chordata; Actinopteri; Cypriniformes; Catostomidae. The record is from RefSeq and is a predicted model, not a curated record. Bases 270 to 3716 code for a protein of 1148 amino acids. The transcript has 16 exons.
GGGUGUGGCCGGGCCGUGAGGAUACACGCCCGGUGCUGAGUUGCCUAAUCGGGGAGGGAGAUACGGGAAGAGCCAGGGAUGCCAAAGAGAGAGAGGAGAGAGAGAGAAAAGGAACGCUCAUCUUCGGCCUCGGCAGACACGCUGCCCACCUGAUUCUCAUCCGCUCCUCCGCCCCCUGGCGGACGACAGCCACUCAUCCUUUCCCUGGCGGAUGGCAACGACUCCUCCCUCCCUUGGUGGAUGGCAACGGCUCCUUCUUCUCCUGGCAGAUGGCAGCAUCUCCUCUGCUUCCGGCAGACGGCAGUGGUAUGAGCCAUGAACCAAAGUCCUCAUUAGCAGGAAUGAUCUCGACCGCACCAUGCGCCAUGGCCACUGUAAGCCCCAUGACUCCCUCAUCCUUCAGCGGAGCAAUGGUAGCCAAUGAAAGCCCGGCAUCACAGUCUGCACACUCCGGAUUUGCUGCUGCUCUCCGCAAACUAGCCAAACAAGCCGAAGAGCCGAAAGGUUCUAUCAGUAGUGAGUCAUCACAUGUGUCUUCCCCAGUGACCAGUCACAUUUCUCCGGUCAGUACGCCUAAGCGGGUUGCCCUGGGUACCAGCCUGGGCCCGCCCACAGGCACCACACCUGUUGUCACCAUCGCCCCGACUAAAACAGUCAAUGGUUUCUGGCGGGAUGAAGGACAUCAGGCCGAUGCAGGGUUGAGAGGGUCCAGUCAAGAGUGUUUGCAUUCAGAUCGCCCUCUACCAGCUCAGGAGAAGACCUCCCUCACUCUCCCACAAUUCCUUGGGGCGGCCCACCCUUUCAGCUUGACCCAGAGUGCUCUAAUGCAAGACCCUCGUCUUCAAACUCACCUGUCUCGGCAGGUACCUCACAUGCUGCUAGCAGGGGCUCAGGAGGCGUAUCUGCAUGAUGGGUUUCGUCCGUACGUGUCCUCUGAGGAGUUACGAAUGCCUUUACUUCCUUUCGGGCUCAGCCCAGGAGCUGCAGCGGAUGCUCUUGUAUACCUCCAGUCAGGAAACCUGCCCUACCACUCUCUGGCUUCAUACAGGAUGGAAGACUACUACAGUCUGUCUGCCCACCGCUCACCUUACUAUCAGCGUCCAGAAGGGGGCACCCUACCAUCCCUCCACCGCUCUGCUGUUCACCUGCCCAUGCCGAGCGCCUUUUACCCCACCGACAUCGCACACCAGUCACUGUCAGCUCUGCACUCUGAGAGGCUGCAGAUGGAAGAGAAACUUCGCCAGCAGGGGCGGGAAAGAGAACGAGAGAAAGAGAGGACACGUGAAAUUGAACGAGAGAGUAAGUGGGAACAAGAGGUGCACAUGGAGAAAGAGCGAGAGCAGGAGAGUGACAUUAAGAAAGAGCGGGUGAGAGAGAUCCAGGCGGUCAAAGUGAUGGAGAAACGCCAUCUGAGCCACGAGCCCACCGUAAACCAACACUUGAUCUCCCACACUAACUCACAAUCAUUUACACACCGGCAGCUAAUGAAGGACAGAGCCAAGCUGGAGGACAGACUUGCUACUAACAGACCGGACAAAACCAAAGAAACGUCACUGCUCAAGCUUCAGUCUGGUCCAUAUCUAUCCUCAGGAGAUUCUUCCAUCUCAAACACGUCUUCAGGGGUCCAGUUUGGCCCAGGUUCUAGAAAGUCCCACAGGCCCCUGGUUACUCCCAUGAUGCUCCAUGGGCAGGAAGAAGACGAUAGAUCGCUGGCGAGACAGAGAGUUCCAAAGAUGGAGAAAGUGGAUAGACAAGGUCAGGCAUCAUUCGAAAAUCAACACCAAGUUCAAGGGAAGCACCUAGAUCUCAGUCGAGCCACAAAACCAACAGAACCACAAAGGGAUAUGCAGAGGUACAAUGCACACCAUAAGGACGUGGGUGUCAGAGACCUGCCUCAACCCUUGAGAGCACCGCCUCCUCUCAUAUCCCCUAAAUUGCUGCCCCGAGACCACCACUCAUCCUCUCCCACUCCCAGCACUCUUUGGAACCCUGUUUCCCUCCUCAACACCCCAUCUGAUCGACCUCUAUCUCAUAUACAUCCUUUCUCAGGCCACACCAGAUCAAAAACAUCUGAAGUUGAAGCCAGGCAGCAAAGUUGUACUGAAAAGCCCUCCUCCAUGUGGGUGAACUCCCUUCUUGAGUCUGAUAAAUACCAGGCAGAGAUGGAUAAGUCCACCAGGAGCUUUCUGAGCCAACAGAGGGCAUUUUUCUCUCAAUCUGGAACUGGAGAAAAUAGGCAAAUCCAAAGGCCAGGCAUUCAGGUGCCAGCUCCAGAGAGGUCAGACCCCAUGAUAGUCUACGAUCAGGCUCUGCAACAGGACAGGAGGCUGGUCAGCAAGCUGGACCUGGAGGAAAAGAAACGCAAGGAAGCCAGAGAGAAAGGUUACUAUUAUGAAUUAGAUGACUCUUAUGAUGAGAACGAUGAGGAGGAUGUCCGAGCCCAUCUGAGAAGAGUUGCUCAACGACCUCCUCUCAAACUAGAUACAUCUAAAGAGAAGAUGGAGUUUCUGGGUUUGUUUGGACUGAGCACUGUCUCUAAGUGUGAUGAGCUGCUGGAGAUGAAGAGGAAGAAAAGGAAGAAAAUGAUGCAGGAGAGAGUCCCUUCACCUACAACAGUGCAGAACAAACGGAAGACUCCUCCUCCUCCUCAGCCUCCUCUCACCACACGCUACACCCCAGAGGAGAUGGACAACACUGCUGAACUGGAGGACAAGAAGCAUUUCCUCAGUAUCUUCAGUCUGGACCAUGUCAGUCUGGAGAAAAGAAAAAAAAACGAGAAGAUCAUGGACUUGUUGGAAGCUAUCAAACAAAAAAACAUAAAUCUGGACACCCUCAGAGAUGCCUCAGACACAACCUGCUCCAGUCCGUCUACUUCAGUGUCCGCUGUCUCACAACUCAAUCAGUCAGUCAGUAAUGAUCACCAUGAACCCCUCAAUCCCUCCCUCGAAAAUCCUCAACCUCUAGACCUCCCACCACUGGCUCCUCUCCACACCCAAGGCCAAUCCAAAGAGGCUUCUCCCAUCAGAGGGACACCCAGCCUGAAGGCCAGUGCUCAGCUACCCCUAACCAGACCCAAGGAUCGCCCACCCGGGCUGAACGGAUUAAACGGCAGACACAAAGUCUGGGAGAAUAUAAACCCUGAGGAGUUUGCUCAACACUUCCAUCAGUCUGUACUGCAGUCUACCCAAACAACUCAACAUAAACAAAAAGGUACCACUUUAGGAGCGAAUAAGCAGUUUGACACAUCUAAGUAUCACCCUCCUGACCUACAAAGUGCAGUAAACAAGGUCCCUCAUGUAGAGCCCAAUGGCCACUUCUCCCGUAUCUCACCCUACCGAGAAUCUCCAGGGGUGAGGCAUGAGCUUUCAGCUGGGGAGGACAUCAUUGAGGGUGAAGAUGGUGCUGAUGAGACAUUCAGUUCAAGAUGGAAAGGGAUUGAGUCAAUAUUUGAGGCAUAUCAGGAGUACAUAGAGGAGAGAAGUGUAGAGCAUCAGGUCCUUCAUAGUGAGUGUAGACGUCUUGAGACACAGCAUUACAAUCUCACUCUCACAGCUGAGCAGCUUUCUCAGAGCAUGAGGGAGCUCUUGGUACAAAAGCACAAUCUGGCAGUCAAGAGAGAUCAUAUGCAGGCCGAACUGGAGCACUUGAAGGAAUGUUUGGCACUGCCACUGUUACACUGGCACAGAGAGUACUACAAGAGGCCUUCGCCGAGGUGACCUUACUCACUCUUUUAAAGUGAAUACACCUCACUCCAUCUGAACCUGAAGACUGCAAUAUACUGAGCACUGCGGUAGAAUCUGAAGAAAUCAAUGUGGCCUCAUUUUACGAGAUCUUCAAUGACUUAAUGUUUGAUUUCAGCUUUGGGCAUGAGGAAGAUAAGACAAAGCCAUUGGCCACAUUCUGGUGCCAAUGUCUGAUGCCUCACUGUGACAUUCUGCACUACAAACCCUACCACUAUAUACAGAAUAUAACCCUGAACAAAACAAAUAUUUACAGCUAUCUAAAGACUAUGAUAUAUAUAUCCAGUGCUUGACAUACAUUAUAUGGACUAAAUCUAAUGGAGGAUAUUUAAAAGACUAAUGUCAAGAGGUGCAGAAAAACAAUCCAGAGAUGGCUAGAGAUGAAUACACAUUUGAAUUAGCUGUUUUGCCUGCAAAAAGCUCUGAGAAUGCACUUCAAACUUAUUAAGGCGUCUCAUGCCCAAUGGGUACACCACUGUUGGACUAAGGGAGGGAAGACAUGCUCAAAAAUGUUUAGUUAAAUAUAUUAUUAUAUUUAUACCAUUUUAUUAUUAUGUAAAAUAUUGUCAAAAUCAUAUUUUAUAUGCUUUCAUUAUUAAUGAUUAAUUAUAAAAGGCCUGUAAUUUGAAAUAUAAACAUUUGAAUGUUUUGACAGGAAACUGCUGGUCAGAAUGUGGAAAACAUGAGGGUAAUUUUAGAGUCCUCUUUUAAAAACCUAAUAGGUCUGCAAGAUGAUCAUUGAUAGAUAUUUGGGGAACACAUUGAUUUUGUUGUAGAUUUAUAAAUUGUGUAAGAAUGUCUUGAAAGUGAUUAUGUUGUCUUUUAAAGGUGCACUUAUUUUGCAUUUUUAUGUUGCGCUGACAUCUAGUGGCAUAGAGUCAGCAUCACAUUUUAAAACAAUUUCUCAGUUACUGAUGCCAAGUUGUAAAUGUGCUAUUAACAAGCUGCCACGGUUAUGUUAUUUUGUCAAUGAAAGCAUCCAGUGACAGAGGAUUAUUGAGCUAAAGCAUGUAAUAUUCAACAUGGUGGCACUCAUGAAUAUGCACCCAGCACCACAUGUAGAAUAAAUCAACUUUAUCUCUGUAGUUAAUAUUGCAAGUAAAUAAUAUUUAAAACAAGAAUUAAGUAUGGAAAUAGGUUUUUGUAGGAAAUGGAAAUGAACUUGAACAGCCAUUAAUGGUUGUUCCAAAAAAAAAAUGAAAUGUUUUUAGUUGUAAUUUUUUGUGAAAUGAAAAAUAAGUUAAUAUAUUACUUAAAUAAAUAAAAAAAUAUUUAUAGAUACAUUGAUGUAAUUCCUGGAAAAAAUGAGUAAUGUCUUGCCAUAUUUUCUCUAUGAACGAGCAAAGUUUGUGGACGUAAUGGUUAUGAUUCAUCCACAAGGGUAACAAGAUCUUUCAGAUGUUGUUUGACCAUGUUGCAAUACAACAAA